This is a messenger RNA of Pichia membranifaciens NRRL Y-2026, 969 nucleotides long. RefSeq lists its product as hypothetical. Gene Ontology annotation, biological process: regulation of translational initiation. The coding region runs from base 1 to 969 and encodes 322 amino acids. The record is from RefSeq and is a predicted model, not a curated record. Gene Ontology annotation, cellular component: cytoplasm. NCBI's taxonomy places the organism in Eukaryota, Fungi, Ascomycota, Pichiomycetes, Pichiales, Pichiaceae. The transcript has a single exon. Gene Ontology annotation, molecular function: protein binding.
AUGUCUGAAAGCAAAGAUUUAGAGCUAGAAGUGGGAGCAAUAGAGGCGAUAUACCCUGAAUGCAUAGAGAAACUUGCGUUAUGUAUUUAUAAAUUCAAGGUACCUCAACAUGAACACAUAAUAUUCCAGAUGUCAUUUCCUGAGGAUUAUCCGGAAGCCAAACCUCACGUCCUUGACGUGAUCUCUGAAAAGGAAGGCUUUGAUGAAAAUUAUUUGAUGGAGUUAUUUCAGGAGGUGUUGGAUUCAAUAUAUGUAGCAGGUAAUGUUGUCAUCUUUGACCUUUUCACCGAGCUUGAUGCGGUGCUAUAUACUGGAGAGGAGGAUCAGGAAGUACUUGCCGAUACCGAUCAUUGGAAUACGGAAGACACAGAUUUAGGUUUAAUAUCUGAACAAUUAGCAGCUAGUGCUUUUGAGGAUACAUCAAAAGAAGGUUACUUGAACUAUGUUUACGAUGAAAAACUUGAAAAAGCUAAAAUGACAACACCUAAGAAAAAUCAGACCGUUGACAACAAGAACGGAUCGAGUAUUUUAAAACAGAGAAAUACCUUGGAUGGAUGGUUUAUCAGCGAUCCCAUCUCUGAUCGUAAGUCAACUUUUGUGGCGUUUGCUAUCAAGGUGCAUACAGUGGAUGAAGCUUAUCGACGGUUCCACGAGUUGAUGGAAGACAAGAAGUGUGGCCGUGCCAACCAUGCGAUGAGAGCAUGGAGGAUAAAAGACGAACAAACAGGCGCAAGAUAUCAGGAUUGUGAUGACGAUGGAGAGACUGCUGCUGGGGGAAGAAUGCUACAUUUGAUGACUAUAAUGGAUGCUUGGGACGUAAUGGUCGUUUGCUGUAGAUGGUUCGGUGGUGUCCACAUUGGACCGGACAGAUUCAAGCACAUCAACAGUGCAACCCGAGAUGUCUUGCUCAAGGGUAGUUUUGUUCAACUAGAAUCCAGUUCUGGUAAAAAGUCAAAGAAGAAGAAAUAG